GUGCCCGCCCCUCCGCUGGGGGGGUGGGGGGAGGGCGCGAGCGGGCGGCCGGGGAGGGGCCGGCGCCGCCGCCGCCGCAAAAUGAGCCUGCUGUCGGCCAUCGACACGAGCGCCGCCUCGGUAUACCAGCCGGCCCAGCUGCUCAACUGGGUCUACCUGUCGCUGCAGGACACGCACCAGGCGAGCGCCUUCGAUGCCUUCCGGCCCGAGCCGCCCGCCGGCGCCGCGCCCCCGGAGCUGGCCUUCGGCAAGGGCCGCCCGGAGCAGCUGGGCUCGCCCCUGCACUCCAGCUAUCUCAACAGCUUCUUCCAGCUGCAGCGCGGAGAGGCGCUGAGCAGUGGCAUGUACAAGGGGGCCUCACCGUUCGGCUCCCUCAACAACAUCGCCGACGGCCUCAGCUCCCUCACCGAGCACUUCUCUGACCUGACCCUCACCUCCGAGGCCCGCAAGCCCAGCAAGCGGCCCCCUCCCAACUACCUGUGCCACCUCUGCUUCAACAAAGGACACUACAUCAAGGACUGCCCCCAGGCACGCCCCAAAGGCGAGGGUCUGACCCCGUACCAGGGCAAAAAGCGCUGCUUCGGCGAGUACAAGUGUCCCAAGUGCAAGAGAAAAUGGAUGAGCGGCAACUCGUGGGCCAACAUGGGGCAGGAGUGCAUCAAGUGCCACAUCAACGUGUACCCGCACAAGCAGAGACCCCUGGAGAAGCCUGAUGGCCUGGAUGUGUCCGACCAGAGCAAGGAGCACCCCCAGCACCUCUGCGAGAAAUGCAAAGUCCUGGGCUACUACUGCCGCCGUGUGCAGUGACUGCACGGGCCCGUGCCAACGCCCACCACCAGCAGAGAAGAUGCCGCCUCCCCUGUAGCCCCCCGCCUCCCAUGUGGCUGCGUGUCCUCAAGUGCAGGGGGGUGUCCUUGCAGGCCAAGGGCUCUGGGCAGGGGUCCUUGGGGUUCUCGUCUCAUUGUGUUAUUGACGUAGUUGCCCCCACAGGCCCCAGAAGCAGGGUCUCUGGGACUCUACAGGCGGGUCUGGGGUCUGCGUGGAUGGAGGGGAUGAAGGUGAGUAGAAGUCAGCUCCCAGGACCCCAAGAAGCCCCUGGUGACCCCCUCAGGCUCUCCUCCUCCGAGACACUCUUUGUGGGGAGUAAUGGUGUAUUGGCCACAAGUGCACUAAAUUUACUGUGAAUCCCAAAGCCUGCAGGGGACUGUCUCCCCAAGACCAGCCAGGCAGCCUCCCCCUCCCGGAACCUUCUGGUUUGCCCUGUGUGAAAAGCCACUCUUGGAAAGCCCGGUUUUCCCGUCCUUUUCAACUCAGCAGCUGUGGCAAGUGAACAUCUGUUCUAGCAGCUGCUGGGCAGUGGGCAUCUCUGCCCCUGCUCGUUUGCUCUCCAGCCCUGACCCCUUCUGAUGUCACUAGCAUUGACCCAGGUGUUGCACUCAGGCCCUGGGGAUGCAGGCAAGCCGAGGUCAGGAGCAGCGGACAGUGCUCCGAGGUGGGUCCCGACAUGUCCUGUGGCACAUCAGGUGACACCUCCCGCAAUCCCCCACCAGAUACUUUUCCUGCUUGCUUGGAUUUUGUUAACCCAUUCCCAUCCCUUCUCCUUUCCCUCCCACUCAUGCAGGGGGCUCUCCACCUGUGGAAGCCACUCUGGCAGCCUCUGGAGUUUGGAGACAUAGUUCAAGUCCUGGCUGCACUGCUGGCAAGGACUUCCCCUUUUUGGACCUCAGUUUCCCCAUUAGUUAAGUGAGGGACACUGGAGAGCAAAGAGGCCCGUUUCAGCUCUGGGCUGUCUCCUGGAGCAGAGAGCUGUAUUUGGAGGGUUCCAUCAGGGUCCCUGGGAGAAACCUCCCGUGCCCUCUCUACUCUGCCACCAUCACCUGUCAGUUAAGAUGUCAACCUGAGGGAUGCCAGAGCCCUCCCUUUUCCCCCUCUGCAGCCCCAGCCCUGCCUGUUGUCCAGGGUGGGAUCUAAGUCCGCAUUCAGCUAAAAUGAAAAAGAAUCUCCCUCCGUCCUCACCCGGGCCUCCCCAUCCCUCAGCGGGGGCCAUCCCAAAACAAGCUGCAGCCCCUCUCACCUGUCAAAUGGGGACAAUGAUUUCCUACCUCCCGAGGGAGCAGAGGGCCUGUCCUGGCUGGCUGCGGGGUCACCGGCCCCUCUCACCCAAAUGAGAAGCCCCAUUUUUAGUGUCAUAUCAACUUUCCUUUCUCCAGGGAGAGGGAGUAGACUUGCUGGCAGGACUGGGUCGCUUGAUUUUGUCCUAACAUUAUGUCUCUAUGGAAAACAAACAUCAGACCAAGAACCAGGCCUGAAAUACAGUGUUUACCAGGCUCAAGGACCCCCAACUGGGGCCCAGUGGCCUUUUGUUUUCAAAUGAAAAUGUAUUGUACAAUUAAGGAGUUACAGUGAAGUGUCAACCAGGAGGCCAGAGUGUAAGUUGGAAGAGAGUGAGUGAGUGUGUUUGCAGCCAGGGUACGGGGUUGCUGCGUGGUAGAUUUCAGGGGGAGCCAGGCCUUCUGAGCACUUAAAAAAGGUUGUUUGCUCCAGCCGGGUCCCUGUAGCUUCCUCCCUCCCACCCGCCAGGGCCAGAGAGCUCGGCCACAGACUGUGACCACACUCACCGCCCACCGGGGACUACCACUUAGGAAUCCCACCCCAGCUGCUCCCUGCCUUCUCCCUGGCCUUGGGGUGAGCUGGACGUGGCCCAGGCUCCCGGCUCUCUGUCCCCAAGGAGAGGCUGUUCCCGUCAGUCACCUCCCUGCACAUCUAAAGAUAAUGUUUGCAGUGCUGGGCAGUGCUCUUGUCUCUGGCUGUCCCUUACAGAGGAACCUUUGGCCCGAGGAUGCCUGGGGCCGGCCUACUGGGCUGCAAAGGCAGGGGAAGCUGGUUCUCUACAGAGCCCACGGGCCAUCAGGAGAUGGGGUUCCACCCCCCAGCGACCUCCCUGCGGGCUUGUCCAGCUGGUGGCUGGUGGCCCCUGCUGUCGUGCAGAGCCAGCUGCCACAGGGGCCAGGCCCUGCCACCCUCCGCAGCCCCUCUGCGUGUUCCCCUUGCUCUAUUUUGGCUGAAAAUGGGAGCUCUGUGUGGUCAGCAAAAGCCACUGCUGUCCCCGCCAGGUGACGUGAAAUUAAGUGCUCAGAGGGCCUGGGAGCCUGGGGGACGAGAAGGUUUGUGGUUUUAGUGCAUUCAAAAGGGACAAUCGCUUGCAGUUAGUAGAUCUAGUGAUCUAGCUGGGAGAUAACAGUGUUUACCCCAUAUGAAGUAUUCGAUAGUUCUACUUGUGAAUUUGUAUUUAUUUUGAGUUAUACUUGACACAGAAUUCCUUUUUUUUAAAAAAAAAAAAUUACUAUGUGUGUAUUUUGAAAAGAAAUUUCAUAGAUGUUAAAAUUUCUGCAUGGUUACCAAUUUUUUUUCUCACAACACUGAAUUUGUUAGCUUCUCCCGAAAAGUCUUCACAGUUUUUUGUCUGUAUAUAUUUGAAGGCCUUUUUUAAAAAAGAAAAAGAAAGAAAAAUAUAAUUGCUCGAUUUUUUGAAAUAAAAAAAAAAACAAAAAGAGAAGCAUUUUCAAAAUUUCAGAGCCUUCCGGAGGGCGGUAGAAUAUCAAACAAAGAUUUCUGGAAAUAUUUUCCAAACCUUCUGGUUUAGCCGCAAGAAAAUAUUUAUGGUGAGAACUUCUCUCUUUUUUCCUGUCAUUGGGUUUUUUUUUUUUUUUUUUUUUUUUUUGAUUUGUUUUUUUUACUAUGCUUUGGUCUGUAAAAAGUAUGCAACUGAACUACAUUAAGAAGGAAAUAUUGUCUACAUAGAUAUUAUAUGAAGUUGGUACAUAAUUCUGAUGAGGAAAAAAAAAAUCCUUGCCAUUCUUUAAGCCAUAUUGUUGUUAUUCUGUGUUGUUUUCCUUGGAUGAAAAUAUCAGUAUUAAGUAGCCAGCAUAGUAUUCAAGUGCUUAGACUUAUUAAUAUGUUCCUAUCAUGUAUUUAUACAUAUGUGUAUUUUGGAAAGUACUGCAUUUUUAAAGGGAACCUAUUUUUAGAUAUGUUAGCGAAAAGGGGCUUGGUGAGCCCUUUGUGCCUCUUUGGUGGUCGAUAACAAACGCAGCAUGUAACCCGUUCUCUCGCACCUUCUUAUUAUUACCUUGUUAUUAUGAUGAUGAGUUUAGUAGGGGGGCAGGGGGUGGGCCGGGAGAAGAGGGGGCAUUUGGCUGGCCAGCCCCUGGCUGGUCUGCUGAUUCCAGGCCCCUUUGGCCUGGCCAGAGGGGCCCCCAGAGCACCCCAGAUGGGAAGAGGAAGCAGGAGGCAGACAUGUCCACCCACAUCCCUCUAGGAGCUUUGCCAUCUGAGCCGUGCUUCAGGGUCUCCUGCUCUUUGAACUUGGACUUGCCAACCAGCACCCUUACACCUGCCCUCCAACCUCUAAUAGACUUGAAUCUCCUCUAAACAGAUAUUUAACCUAACAUCACUACAUUGUAGCCCAGUGCAACAACUAACCCUGAAGUCUGGAGGUGGCCGAGCCGUCCCCGCCCCACCCCACCACCCCUGGGGCUGACGGCAGAGGCAGGGAGAGGGGUCCUUUCUCUCUCUCUCUAGGGCUGGCCUUGCCGAUGGACAGGCACUGGCCACACCUCCCCUCCCGUGGGGUGACCCUGUCCCAUGUCUGUAUCUGUCAAUACGUGUGUGUCUAGCUAAAAAGACAAACAGACCCCGUGGGCACAGCUCGGAGGGUCCCGAACCUCUCCAAAGAGCUGCCCUCGGGAUGGCAUUCCGUUGUGUGCCUUAUUCCUGGAGAAUCUGUAUACGGCUUGCCUAUAGAAAUAGAGCCUUUUUGUGCUGUAUUAAAAGGAAGUUUAAAAGCAA
Choloepus didactylus (southern two-toed sloth) is the source of this 4848-nucleotide messenger RNA. RefSeq names its product zinc finger CCHC-type containing 24 (gene ZCCHC24). Gene Ontology annotation, molecular function: nucleic acid binding; zinc ion binding. The coding region runs from base 82 to 807 and encodes 241 amino acids. Lineage: Eukaryota; Metazoa; Chordata; Mammalia; Pilosa; Megalonychidae. The transcript has 4 exons. The record is from RefSeq and is a predicted model, not a curated record.